AUGAAAGGGGGUCGCCCUGAGCAGCUCUCUGCCUUCGCAGACUUUGCGUCAAAGGAUAGCUCCGCUGACAUAGAGAUCCUGACCGCUGAUUUCAACGAAGAUUUUGCGGCACAGGGAGGAAGUGAAGGCAUCAUUCGGUGUCCAUUUGCGCAAGAAGCAGGGCGCUAUAUGACGAUCCCGCGUGCGCCGGACCUGCCUCAAGUUUCGCGCCCUCCAAACAAGCAGGAGGAGGGCCAAGCUUCGGGCAAAGGAAAGAUUGAUUACAUCUGGGUUCGAGAACGGACCAAGGAGUUUCAGACGAACCUUGUCUGUGAUCCUGUUUCGAGAAGCGCCAUCCUGGAGAGCCACCGUAACUGUGAGGCCACAGGAGACUGGCCAAGCGACCACGGAUGUGAGGCCUGCAGUCUUCAAAUUCAGCGUCGGCAAAAGCCAUGGUGGAAAUUCUGGAGUUCCAGUCUCUGA
This is a messenger RNA of Symbiodinium pilosum, 462 nucleotides long. NCBI's taxonomy places the organism in Eukaryota, Dinophyceae, Suessiales, Symbiodiniaceae. The record is from the annotation of a GenBank genome assembly.